Molecule: messenger RNA, 2373 nt
Organism: Arachis stenosperma
Lineage: Eukaryota; Viridiplantae; Streptophyta; Magnoliopsida; Fabales; Fabaceae
Product: protein STRUBBELIG-RECEPTOR FAMILY 2-like
Exons: 15
Coding region: 74-2284 (736 amino acids)
Biological process (GO): protein phosphorylation
Molecular function (GO): protein kinase activity; protein binding; ATP binding
Source: RefSeq, a predicted model, not a curated record
CGCUAAUCCCACUUGAGGGAAGGGAAAAAAGUAAGCGAGGGGUGUUACAUUUCCGAUUCUCGGGAAAUAAAAAAUGAUUUGCGACUACCUCUACGUGCAACUCAACCUCGUUGUCUUCUCGUCGAUUUUGAUUUCUCAGGGUUUGGCAUCUACGCCUUCACCCGAAGUAUCAGCUCUGCAGGAUCUAUACAAGGCUUUAAACUACCCUCCUCAGCUUCAAGGUUGGAAUGGUAGUGAUCCAUGCGAGGAGUCUUGGAAAGGAAUCGCUUGUUCCGGGUCAUCAGUUAUACACAUAAAAAUUCGCGGACUGAACCUCACUGGAAAUUUUGGAAGCAUGCUCCGUGAUCUUCAGAACUUGAAGGAACUUGAUGUCAGUUCUAAUAGCAUAGGUGGAGAAAUACCAUUUAGCUUACCCCGCAAUGCAAGAAAUAUGAAUUUAAGCCACAAUCUCUUAAAUGGACCCAUUGGCGAUGUAUUUACUGGCCUGGAUGAUCUCAAAGAAAUGGACCUCUCAUACAACAAUUUCUCAGGAGAUCUUCCAAGAUCGUUUGGUUCCUUGAAAAACCUUGAUAAAUUGUUUCUGCAGAAUAACAGAUUUACUGGAUCAGUCACCUACCUGGCUGAACUUCCACUUUCAUAUCUGAACAUCCAAGACAAUCUGUUUAGUGGCAUUCUUCCACUGCACUUUCACACCAUACCGAAUUUACGGAUUGGAGGGAAUAACUUCCAUUCAGAGGACAGCUCUCCUCCCUGGUCUUUUCCUCUGGACACUGUACCAAUAGCAGUUGAACGUAACUUUAGUCACCCACCCUCACACCCAGUUGAACAUAACUUUAGUCACCCACCCAUACACCCAGUUGAGCAUAAUACAACUGUGGCAAGUGCCAUAAGGAACUAUGCUCCUCCACCUCCCAAGGUUAGUCAGCACAAGGAAAAACAUAUGGGUCCCGGAGGAAUAGCUUUUAUGGUUGGUGCAGGAACACUAAUGGCAACUGGUGUGGCACUCUUCGUUGCAAUCCGUUUAAGUAAAAGGCGAGCACAGAUGCCAAGCUCAAAGAGCUUGGAAAGCAACCAUUUCUCUUUACAUUCUCAUCCAAGCAGUGCAACAAUAGAGGUCUCAUCUACUGCUUUAGAUGAGAGCCCACAAAUCCCGGCUUUUGAUCCUGCAUCCCUCAGGGGUCCAAUGGGAUUGCCUCCUGUGCACCACAACAACAUAGACGAAGCUUCAAGAAGAAGUUUUUCUAGAAGAAGCAGAUCCACCGGAAGGACGAAAGUUUACACCGUAUCGGAGCUUCAGUUUGCUACUAACAACUUCAAUGAAUGCAACAUUCUGGGAGAGGGUUCUCUUGGCACUGUAUACAGAGCCAAAUUUCCUGAUGGCAAAAUUCUGGCAGUGAAGAGCAUAAACUUGGCGGGUGUGUCUUACAGAGAAGAGGAAAAGUUCUUGGAUGUUAUCUGCACGGCUUCCCGAUUGAAGCACCCCAACAUAGUAGCACUGAAUGGCUACUGUUUGGAGCGGGGAAAGCAUCUUCUUGUGUAUGAUUAUGUUAGGAAUUUGACUCUGCACGAUGCUCUUCACAAAGACGUAUAUAAGCCUCUAUCAUGGAUCCUCCGUCUCCGGAUAGCUGUCGGCGUUGCUAACGCCCUCGACUACUUGCACUCAGCAUUCUCCCCACCUGUUGCCCAUGGAAACUUGAAGGCUGCCAAUGUUCUUCUGGACGAGAAUUUGAUGCCUCGUCUUUCUGACUGUGGCUUGGCUGCUUUGAGACCACUGAGGAGCAUUCAGGCUACCGAGGCUCCUAUUGAUGUAGGUUACCUGUCACCUGACCAUGGCAGAGCAGGAGGUAGCAGCAGAAAGAGAGAUGUGUAUGCCUUUGGGGUACUGCUUCUGGAAAUGCUAACGGGAAGAAAAGCAUUCGAUGGUGGCAGGCCAAUUGAGGAGCAGUACCUAGUGAAGUGGGCUUCACCCAGGCUUCACGAUAACGCCAGUUUGGAGCAGAUGGUGGAUCCCGGUAUGAAGAGGACAUUUUCAUCCAAGGCUCUUUCUCGUUAUGCUGCUAUCGUCUCGCUCUGCAUACAGCCUUCGAGGCAUUUUCGUCCUCAGAUGUCAGAAGUUGUGGACUCGCUUGUAUCAUUCUCGCAAAAGUUCAACAUAGCAAAGGGCGGUGGUAGAGUAGGAGCAGAUGGUGCCAACUUCAUUGAACUUGAAUCAUUUGAGAAAUCUUUCCGUUCAACAAACUCACGAUUUAUGGGUUCACCGGCGUUGAGCCAUGUAUCCGCCUAAAUCAUUUUGAUUGCUACAUGUUUUUCAAUCAUAAUAAAGUUAGUAAUUCAUCCAUCAAGGAUUGAGAUCCUCUAAAAUGAAAAAUUCCU